UGUGGCAUCCUAUGGACGGGUUCUUGACUGACGCUCGUUAUAAUAGGCCCGUCCUGCGAAACGCGAUAGCAGGCUGUUGUUCGCGGGUUAGGACAAUAGGCUUGUAAACAGCCACGCCUCAGCGCUGCAGUAUAUAAGUGGUCAAAUCCUUCUGGUGAGAAACGCAGUUCAUCCAGAAAGAUGGACCCCAUCAAUGCUAUCGCUACAACUCUCGGGGCCCUGAGCCAAGUAAUUUAUUGCAUCUGGAGCUGUUCAAGCAGCUACAAGAUCAAUCGGGAAGAAGUCAAAGCUUUCACCCGACAUGCAGAAGACAUGAUAAAUUUCCUUGAGGAGGCGGAGCGGAAAAUCGGGGGAGGCAGGUCGCUUCCGGACGACGCCAUGCUGAGGAUCUCCAAGUUCAUCAAGUCAGUCACUCAUUCGCCGAGUCUCGGUCAUAGCUACUAAUAUCCCCGUAGCAAGGUCACUGAGCUGCAGAAGACCGUAGAUACCCUGUCCAAGAGAUCUAAGGUUUAUCGCUUUCUAAUGCACAACAGCGUCUCACGUCAGAUCGAAGGCUUAUAUGAAGAAAUGAAUCGAAUUAUGCGGGACUUUGGUGUAUG
This is a messenger RNA of Phanerochaete carnosa HHB-10118-sp, 599 nucleotides long. RefSeq lists its product as uncharacterized. The coding region runs from base 181 to 444 and encodes 87 amino acids. The record is from RefSeq and is a predicted model, not a curated record. NCBI's taxonomy places the organism in Eukaryota, Fungi, Basidiomycota, Agaricomycetes, Polyporales, Phanerochaetaceae. The transcript has a single exon.